Molecule: messenger RNA, 1217 nt
Organism: Pimephales promelas (fathead minnow)
Lineage: Eukaryota; Metazoa; Chordata; Actinopteri; Cypriniformes; Leuciscidae
Product: ribonuclease-like 3
Biological process (GO): defense response to Gram-positive bacterium; angiogenesis; defense response to Gram-negative bacterium
Molecular function (GO): RNA nuclease activity; nucleic acid binding
Source: RefSeq, a predicted model, not a curated record
CUCUUCCUUAAUAAACUUGAGAAUGUUAUGGUAUUACACUGUCUCUGUUGCUUGAUCAUUCUCCCGAGAUCUGAUACACAUCACAGUUGAGGAGCCUGUUUCCAACUGAUGACUGACAGCUUCGAGAUCUACAGAUAACCUGAAGAUUCAUCUAACCCCAAGAUUAAGCCUGACUGCAUUCACUUGGACAUUGUGAAGGUGCAUCACAAAACAGGCCAGAGGUUUACUAUCCCGGACUAUAGACUGCAACCGUAGGUUAUGGAGAUUCAUCAGUCUGCUGUGAUUCUGCUGCUGGUCGUGUGUGUGUCGUUCUCCACCCAUGCUCAACCACCACAUAUAAAACCCCGCUAUCAAAAAUUCCUCACUCAGCAUUUCGGUCCUGAUAUGAGUGAGCAGAAGUGUACAAGUGAAAUGAGAAAGAGAGGCAUCACUGGAGCUGACGAUGGCUGCAAACCUGUCAACACCUUCAUACAAGCAAAUUCAAAUCAGAUUAAAGCAGUUUGUGGCAGAGGAGGAACUCCACAGGGCGGUAACCUGUUUAAGAGCAACCAGCCUUUUCCUGUGAUCACCUGCAAAUUACAAAGUGGGGAGAGACCCCCAAGAUGUGAAUAUCGUACAGGGAAGAAGUCGACUCGUUACGUUGUGUUGGGUUGUGCAGAAGGCUGGCCUGUACAUUAUGAAGAAGGCAUAACUGAUGCAAAGAAGAUAGGUUGAACAAAAAACCAAAAAAAAGAAAACGUACAGUUUUAUUUGCCAACAUUUUUUCACUUCAUUUGUUAUAUGUUCACAUAAAUUUGUUAUAACUUUAAGUUGAUGUUAAAUAUAUUUACAUUUAUUCAUUUAGUUAACACUUUUAUCCAAAGCGACUUCCAAUUGCUAUAUAUGUCAGAGGUCGCACCCCUCUGGAGCGACUAGGGGUUAAGUGUCUUGCUCAGGGACACAUUGGUGUUUCAUAGUGGACUCGACCCCGGGUCUCUCACACCAAAGGCAUGUGUCUUAUCCACUGCGCCAUCACCACCCCAUGUUAUAUCCUGCACUUCUUCGUGCAUGUCUCGUGCUUAUCAUGUGCAAGAUUCAGCAAGAUACUGAAAUUUUAAGCACUGUGUUAACAAUUUUUGAGCAUUUAAAGAACUAGUGAAUGAGCAAAAUGAGGGAAGAUAGAGGCAGAUGUUUUUCCACCUGUCUGUAAUUCUCAAUUAAACUUGUCUACUCUUAAA